AUGCCUACCGUCGAAGAAUUGAAGCAGACCGCCUUCAACGCUGAGAAGGACCUCAACUCCUACCAGGCUAAGCAGGGUCUCGGCAAGAAGAGUGACUCCACUCUCGAGUCCGGUGUCGACGAGAUGGUCGAGAAGAAGUUCGAGCAGCCCGCCGGCCUCAAGUACGGCCCCGGCUCAACUGCCUCUGGCAGUGACCACCGCGUCAUCCCCGAGGAUGAGGGUGGCACCCGUGAUGACCGUGACCGCCUCCCAACUGCUGGUCAGUUCAAUGGCACCGGCGGCCCCGAAGACGACAUCAAGACCGAGUCCAGCAACCGCGGUGGUGACCAGGAAGUCCCCAACUUGCAAGACCUGAAGCGUCGUGGAGUUGCUCAAUAA
Molecule: messenger RNA, 378 nt
Organism: Penicillium olsonii
Lineage: Eukaryota; Fungi; Ascomycota; Eurotiomycetes; Eurotiales; Aspergillaceae
Source: the annotation of a GenBank genome assembly